Messenger RNA from Macrobrachium nipponense, 559 nucleotides. RefSeq lists its product as uncharacterized. NCBI's taxonomy places the organism in Eukaryota, Metazoa, Arthropoda, Malacostraca, Decapoda, Palaemonidae. The transcript is spliced from 4 exons. The record is from RefSeq and is a predicted model, not a curated record. The coding region runs from base 104 to 553 and encodes 149 amino acids.
AAAGAUUAGAUAACUGGCAAACCAUCAUCAUGCGCUUCACUUUGGCUCAGUGAAUGAUUAGGAACCGUGUGUUGAAAACCAAAAUCGAUUUCAGGGAGGCAUCAUGAAGAGAAUUCUUCUGCUCCUAACAUCAGUCAUCUUUGCGCCAUAUGCGGCAGCUGAUAUAAUGUGCUAUGCUUGCGGCGGUACAGGAGAGGAAAGCACCUGCUUAAAUAAUCCAGAUAGAGUUGUCAAGUGCCCUUAUGAAUGCUGUACUAUCACACGUAUAGAGUUCAUUGAAGAUGGAACGCUGUCAUCUUUUGGCCGGGGCUGCCAGAAUAAUUGCAAGAAGGAUGGUGUUUACAAAACCCCUGACUCGACGUUCUUAACCUAUCAAACUUACUGCAGAAGCCCCAAGUGUAAUGAUGGUGACGGCACCGAAGAUCCAGAUGGAGGUAAAGGAGACGGGUCAAAUGAAAUCCACGGCAUCAAAGGCAAAUCAGGCUGCUUAGCUGUUUCUGCUUCUUUCUCGACGCUGCUGCUGCCUUUACUGGGUCGCCUGAUUCUACGUUGACCAGGA